AGGGCCACCCGAGGGGAGCACCAUGGUCUCCCUAAAGCUGCAGAAGCGGCUCGCCUCCUCCGUCCUGGGCUGCGGCCUCAGGAAGGUGUGGCUGGACCCCAAUGAGGUCAACGACAUCUCCAUGGCCAACUCCAGGCAGAAUGUGCGCAAGCUGGUGAAGGAUGGCUUCAUCAUUCGCAAGCCGCAGAAGAUCCACUCGCGCUCUCGCGCGCGCCGCGCAGCAGAGGCCAAGUCCAAGGGCCGCCACACCGGCUACGGCAAGCGCCGCGGUACCCGCGAGGCGCGGCUGCCCACCAAGGUGCUGUGGAUCCGCCGCAUGCGCGUGCUGCGCCGCCUGCUCAAGAAGUACCGCGACAGCAAGAAGAUUGACAGGCACCUCUACCACGAGCUGUACAUGAAGGUGAAGGGCAACGUGUACAAGAACAAGCGCGUGCUCAUGGAGGCCAUCCACAAGCAGAAGGCGGAGAAGAUCCGCGAGAAGAACAUUGCGGACCAGCUGGAGGCGCGGCGGGCCAAGAACAAGGCGACGCGCGAGCGCAAGAUUGCGCGCCGCGAGGAGCGCUUUGCGCAGGGCAUCCCCGCCACCACCGACACCAAGAAGUAGGCAAUGGUGUCUGCAGCAGCGGAGGACCGCCGCCUGCCCCGCAGCGGGCAGGCUGGAAGCAGCAUAGGAUGCAGCGCGGGCGCGCCCCGCGCAGGACGCACACCACGGGCGGGGCUGCCUGCGCUGGUGCUUGGAUUGUAAGAGCACCCCACGCAGAA
Messenger RNA from Chlorella variabilis, 762 nucleotides. RefSeq names its product ribosomal protein L19. Gene Ontology annotation, cellular component: ribosome; cytosolic large ribosomal subunit. Gene Ontology annotation, molecular function: structural constituent of ribosome; RNA binding. The record is from RefSeq and is a predicted model, not a curated record. NCBI's taxonomy places the organism in Eukaryota, Viridiplantae, Chlorophyta, Trebouxiophyceae, Chlorellales, Chlorellaceae. Gene Ontology annotation, biological process: translation. The transcript has 6 exons. Bases 23 to 604 code for a protein of 193 amino acids.